Coniophora puteana RWD-64-598 SS2 is the source of this 588-nucleotide messenger RNA. RefSeq lists its product as uncharacterized. The transcript is spliced from 2 exons. Bases 1 to 588 code for a protein of 195 amino acids. Lineage: Eukaryota; Fungi; Basidiomycota; Agaricomycetes; Boletales; Coniophoraceae. The record is from RefSeq and is a predicted model, not a curated record.
AUGGCACCUACGCAGGCUUUCGAGCUUAGCGGUGAAAGCACCAGCACCGCAUCAAGCAUUCAAGGUAUCCUUCUCAUCGUUGUCUCCGUAGUUUCUCUUGGCUUCGUAUGCAUGCUCAUCACCUACUUAAUCACUGUUGGCAAGCGUUGGCGCAAACAGAAGCGCGAGCGCGAGCGCAUCGCAAUCAUUACGAACAACAAACGAAUCCAACCGCUGCCGUCGCCCCCGACCUCCCGUUCCUCGAGCAGCAGUGGCUUCGUGACUGCACCCGGAACAUUGUCCCCUUCCGGCAGCCCCCCUCUCUUGCCCCCUAAGGCACCUGCGAUGGCGAGCAUCAAACUACCGUCGCCGAGGCCGGUGUGCAACCCGUGUCACCUGGGCACGUUUGAGCCCGCAAAGUCGUCAGUGCACGGCGGAGUCAUGAUCAUGCGCGACGGGAGCUGCGGGUGUGGAUGUGGGGAGAUGAUGGACAAAGGCGUGGGCGUUGCCACGCCCAGGAGGAAGACGGAUGCACCUUUCGAGAAUGUACCCCUAGACGGUCCGCCCUCCUAUCGUUGUGAGUAUCUCUCGACUAAUGGUGGUUUUUGA